AUGUCGACCCACACGGGAAUGGGUGCGUGCUGCCUCUCCGGAGUCGUGCACGAAGGCACCCCCAAAGGCCGUGAAGACACGAUUGGCGGUCUGCCAACAUACAUCGCGGAGCCCGCCAACAAAUCCACCUCCAAAACCGUAGUCUUCAUAACCGAUAUCUUUGGCUGGAAAUUCAAGAACGUGCGACUCCUGGCAGAUGUGUAUGCGAAUGCAGGCUUUUAUUGUUAUAUCCCAGAUGUUCAUGAAGGUGAUUCCAUCGACAUCGAAUUCCUCAAGAGUAUCGAGCCACCAUUGAAGCAAAAAGAGCAGGAAGGGCUUCUGGACAAGGCGAAAGAGACGGUCGACGUGAUGGCCACGCUGGGGCCGUGGUUGGCCAGGCAUCGGGAAUCUGUUGCUGAGCCGCUCAUCAGCGGAUUUAUCAACCAUGUCAAGACCAUACCGGGGACGAAUAAGAUCGGGACGAUCGGUUUCUGCUGGGGUGGCCGAUACUCUAUUCUCCAAGCCCACGGUCGCAAGGAGGGCCAAAUCGGCGGCGUUGAUGCCGCCUACGCCUGUCACCCAUCCCUCCUCUCCAUUCCAGCGGACAUCAGCCCGGUUUCGAAACCCACCAGUGUCGCCGUUGGUGAAAAAGAUAGUCUUCUCGACAUGAAAUCGGUAGAUCAGCUCAGAGAGGCGCUCGAAAAGACCGGCGUGCCCACUGAGGUGAAAGUCUAUAAGAAUCAGGUACAUGGAUUUGCCUUGAGAAGCGACUGGAGCAGUGACGAGGACAAAAAGGCAAUGGAUGAUGCGGCAAAGCAGGGGAUUGAUUGGUUCAACAAGUAUCUUGUCGAGCCCUGA
Molecule: messenger RNA, 837 nt
Organism: Fonsecaea pedrosoi CBS 271.37
Lineage: Eukaryota; Fungi; Ascomycota; Eurotiomycetes; Chaetothyriales; Herpotrichiellaceae
Exons: 2
Coding region: 1-837 (278 amino acids)
Molecular function (GO): hydrolase activity
Source: RefSeq, a predicted model, not a curated record